Molecule: messenger RNA, 1235 nt
Organism: Cladocopium goreaui
Lineage: Eukaryota; Dinophyceae; Suessiales; Symbiodiniaceae
Source: the annotation of a GenBank genome assembly
GCGCUGGAUAUGGCGGUUCGGCCUCGCCAGGUCUCUCCAAAACCAUCGCAGUCCUAGCGGGCGAUGGCAUCGGACCGGAGGUCAUGGCUGAGACGGUGAAGGUCUUGCAGAAAGUUGGAGAGCUCUUUGGUCAUAGCUUCACCUUCAAAGACUACAAGGUGGGUGGUGCCGCAUGGGCUGCCACCGAGGCGGCAGGCGAGACGCCGUCGCACCUGCCGCAGACCACGCUGGAGGGCUGCGAAACAUCCGAUGCCAUUCUCUUCGGUUCAGUGGGAGGUCCGGUGGAUAAGCAGCAUGAGCCCCAAUGGAAGGAUUGCGAGAAGAAUGCCUUGUUGGGCCUUCGGAAGCGGUUCAAGCUGGCAGUGAAUCUGCGACCCUCCAAGGUUUAUCCAUUCCUAUCGCACCUUUGCCCUUUGAAGCCUUCCAUCAUAGGCACGGGAGUCGACAUGGUCAUCAUCCGCGAGCUAGUGGGAGGCAUCUAUUUUGGAGAGCACAAGAGAGAAGGAGACAAGGCCUUUGAUGUGAUGGAGUACACGGUGGAGGGCAUCAAAAAGCCGAUGAUCUUUGCAUUCGAAGCAGCCCGUUUAAGACGAAAGAAGGUGACCGUGGUUGACAAGGCCAACGUUUUGGAGUGUUCUCGCUUGUGGCGCGAGGUGGCCCGGGACGUUCACAAGAAUUACCCUGAUGUGGAGCUGGACUUUAUGUACAUAGACAAUGCCUGCAUGCAAGUGAUCCAGAAGCCCUCCUUUUUUGACGUCGUCGCCACUGGGAACAUGUUCGGCGACAUCUUGUCUGAUGCUGCUAGCGUCCUGCCUGGUUCAUUGGGACUGAUGCCUUCAGCAUCCCUUGGCGAUGGAUUGCACAUGUACGAGCCCAGUGGUGGGAGCGCCCCAGACAUUGCAGGGAAAGGCGUCGCCAAUCCGAUCGCGCAGAUCUUGAGUGGUGCAAUGAUGCUGAGGUACUCUUUCCAACUGGAGAAAGAGGCUGCAGCCAUCGAAAAUGCCUGCGAGACAGUCUUGAGGUCUGGCAAGCUGACGGGAGACCUUUUGGAAGAAAGCCAGCGUAGCAACGCGGUCUCCACCAGCGACAUAGGGGAAGCAGUGGUCAAAGCGCUGAAGUCAUGAUCCCAUCGCCGGCUUCAGGGCCAAAGUUGACCACUGGCUAGAGCUUUAGAGACUUUAGAGACCGGAGCCUCUAAGUUUUCCAGAAACUUUUGAUCAGAACUCCAUCUGAAG